GAGGACAACACUCAAUAGUUUUAACGUACUUCAUCAUUUCCUCACAAAACCAAACCUUAAACCUCAAGAUGGGGUUUCUUCACAAUCAAUAUCUCUCCUUUGUGAUACUUCUCCUUUUUGGUUUCCUCGCCAUCUCUUACGCUUGUGAAUGUAGUGACCCUCCAAAACCAUCGCCUCCACCACCGUACACUCCAUGCCCUCCCACCGCGAAGCCACCGCCACCACCAACCCCAUCUCCUCCACCACCGUACGUCAAACCACCGCCACCUCCAACCCCUUCGCCCCCACCACCGUACGUCAAACCACCGCCACCUCCAACCCCUUCGCCCCCACCACCGUACGUCAAGCCACCACCACCUCCAACCCCUUCGCCCCCACCACCGUACGUCAAGCCACCACCACCACCAACCCCAUCGCCCCCACCACCGUACGUCAAGCCACCACCACCACCAACUCCAUCGCCCCCACCACCUUACGUGAAGCCACCACCACCACCAACUCCAUCGCCCCCACCACCUUACGUGAAGCCACCACCACCACCUUACGUGAAGCCACCACCACCACCAACUCCAUCGCCCCCACCACCUUACGUCAAGCCACCACCACCACCAACUCCAUCGCCCCCACCACCUUACGUCAAGCCACCACCACCACCAACUCCAUCGCCCCCACCACCACACAUCCAGCCACCGCCACCACCAACUCCAUCGCCCCCACCACCAUACGUCAAGCCACCGCCACCGCCAACCCCAUCUCCUCCACCACCACACAUCCAGCCACCGCCACCACCAACUCCAUCGCCCCCACCACCAUACGUCAAGCCACCGCCACCGCCAACCCCAUCUCCUCCACCGCCACCAACCCCAUGUCCUCCUCCACCUCCAGCACCAACACCUAAGCCUAAGACUUGCUCAAUCAACGUGCUUAAGCUAAGCGCAUGUGUGGACGUGCUUGGCGGUUUGAUUCACAUUGGACUAGGGAAAGGCUAUGCCAAGACGAAAUGUUGCCCGGUUCUUGACGGUUUAGUGGGUCUUGACGCAGCGGUUUGUCUUUGUAGCAGCAUUAGAGCCAAGCUUCUCAAUAUUGACCUGCUUAUUCCCAUUGCUCUUGAGCUUCUUAUCGACUGUGGUAAGACUCCACCUCGUAACUUCAAGUGUCCUGCUCCACAGCAAAGGAAUCCUCUCUUGGGUUGAUCUCCUUGUGUUUCAUUUGAUUCAGUGAAAAGUAUUUACGUUCUCAAGAUUUAUGUUCUUUUUAACGUUUUCUGAUUCCUAAAUCAAUAGCCAAAAAGGACCAAAUUUUAUUACUUCUCUAAAUCAAAAAGCAACUUUUAUGUUAUUGUAAGGUUAUUGUAUGUUGAAACAAUGUCAUGAAAUUUAAAAUUUUAAGGGGAUUUUUUAGCACCA
Molecule: messenger RNA, 1406 nt
Organism: Brassica napus (rape)
Lineage: Eukaryota; Viridiplantae; Streptophyta; Magnoliopsida; Brassicales; Brassicaceae
Product: leucine-rich repeat extensin-like protein 3
Exons: 1
Coding region: 69-1193 (374 amino acids)
Source: RefSeq, a predicted model, not a curated record